AUGAACACCAACAGAACCCCAUGGCGCGUAAUUGAAUUCAAAAGGGAGAAUUACUCGAGCUAUACAAAUUCUGCAACAGUACCCGUUCAUAAGCAUCCAUUGGAGGAGAAAAAACGAUAUGUUGCUUCAUGGGCUCAACCGAAACCGCAAAUUGAGAAGAAUGCCGAUAAAGAAGAUUGCGAGUUUCAAGACCCGUUGGGCGCAUUAAAUGACGGCGAUGAUAAUUCUUUGGAUAUUUUGGAUGUUCCCAUCACAAAGCCCUAUUCUCAUUCUCUAGACAACACUCUAGAAAUGAAUAAUUCUCCUAGAUCAGCUUUCGAUUUCGAACUUCCCGAUUUUAUUCCUUGGCGUGAGAAGCGAUUGAAAAUUGUCUCGCUAUCGAAACGAGAUAAUCGAAUUUUGAGCCAAUCGGACAAAAUCAAGCAGCGAUUGAAAAUCUUCCAAGAGACCGAUUUUGGCAAUCCGAAGCGUCGAGAGAUUAUUGAUUAUCCGACGACGAUUGCGAAGCUUCGUGAGAGUUUGCUGAAUGCUUGGGAGAAUAACCAAAGGAUAAUUACCAAUGUUGGAGUUGUUCUCGAGAAAAUGGCAGCGAUUGAUACCGAUGAAUUUCCAUAUCAUUGGUUGCUCGCCGUCGAUGUUCUUGAUACUUUUGGGAAGCUCGUUUUCGAUCGAUUAGUCAAUAAGGCCAAUGAGGAGCGCAAAAGAAUUGGACAAAAUGAGCUCGGAAGCCUUAUUCGAUCCGACAUGAUCCCGCCGACCGCCAAGGAAAUGGCGAAGCACUGGUUUUUGAAGGUUUCCGAGAUUGAAGACAUUAUUGUGAGAUUCUAUGUGGAAACUUCUCUCAUCGCCUGUUUGAACUUUUUGGAUAGUCCCGCGAUUCCAGUGAAUCUUGAGCGACUCGCCACAAUUUGCACGACAUUUCCGCAAAAUCUUUCGGCAUAUUACGCGCGUGCCUAUAUUUGCCGAAUCUCGAUGUUCAUUGAUCCGACGGAUCGGAGACCGCAUUGGAGGUGCCUUCAUGAUUGGAUGCAAUCGCAGGACAAGGUGGAUAUUAUGAAUUAUAGCAAUGAUAAUCCGAAUAUUGCGCGAACGAAGAAGCUAGCUCAACCGGCAGUUGACUGGAUCGUUCAGUGUGUUUCCUAUGGUGCCCACACCAAAGACGACUUGUCGCCAAUUUGGGCGUAUUGCUCCAAAACGCCAAUUGAUUUGAAGACGUAUUUGCUCAUCAAUGGAAUUGUCAAUGGGCUUCCAUCAAAGUUUUUGGCGAUUUAUCCAAAAGACAUUUUGGAAAUUGCGUUGCUAUUGAAGGAGAGCACCGCAUUGGCUCAAUUUGGUAGACGAAUGUGCGACAUUUCGCCGGCGAGCGAUGACAAAAAAUUUCUGAAAAAAAUUGUUUGGAGAAAAAUUGCGGAGAAUGAGAAUUUCGCGGAUUUUGUCGAAUGCUCGAUUGAAUGGACGAAAUUUGUGGCGAAGAACUUCCCAUCUGGCGAUGUGCUCAAAAUUCUCGAAUUGCUAUUGUCGCGAUUCAAAGACGUCGGAGAGGAGAUUCGUGAAGAUUGCGGAAUCGAGCCGCUUCUUGACGUCGUCGCCGCUUUGAUCGACAAUUUUCCAAACGCGAAAAAUUGCCUACCAAUUUUGGCGCAUUCCAACUUUUUGAAGCUUGUCGACGUUAUUGGGGAUGAGUACGAAAAUGCCGUCAAAUGUGCGGAUGUUGUUCUGAAGAGCAUUGCGCAGAAAUUCAAGCGAGGCACUAUUGACGAUUUCCAGAUUGCUUCAAUGAUUCUGGAACAAUCGACGAUUAUGUGCCAAAAUGUGCUUUUCAAAUUGUCUUCUAGUGAGGCUACGGUUUGCGAGGAACUCAUCGCCAAGGCAUUGUCAACCAUCGAUUUCAAAUCUAGAAAAGACCGAAUGCAGGGAUUGGACAUGAUCACAAAAGCUCGAGGAGCAUUGGGAUUAAGCGAAAUCAUUCUCGAGGAAAUAAUCGCGAUUUUACUGGAUUUUACAAUUGAUUCAAUUGUCAAUUAUCCGAAGAAAUCCGAGUUUUUAAGAGUCUGCGUCGUCAAUUUGGCAGUAACCGUUCCGGCGGUUCACGACGCGACGCGAAGGUUUCGUUACUCGCUGAAAGUCCUUAAUGUGUGCAUGAUGAUCAAUUAUCUGCCAGAAAUCGACACCGAAUGCAAGCGUUGCGUUGAGUGCCUCAACGAGCUCGCGAAAACAACACGCGCUCAAAAAUUGGCUCCAAUGAUCGCCGAAUAUUUGGCGGUAUUGUGUCGGGUGCCGGACGCGCCGCAAAAAGGCAAACCGCUCUAUCAUUUCGGCAAACUCAUGGCAUUCAUUGAAAAGAAUGAGACCGAAUGGGCAAAAGAGGCCAAAGGAUAUUGGCUCGCCGAGAUACUAGUGAGAUGUGUGCGCUAUUUGUGCGCGGUUCGACAACUCGAUGAAAUGCCGGGAGCGAUUCGAGGCAACGAUGUGCUUUAUAUGGGCGAUGAAGAGUUUCUGCACCAUAUUGACUCAAAAAUUGACUAUGUGAUAUCGAAGCUUCUCCCAUUGGCGAAUGAGGCGUCCGUUGCGAUUCUCAUAUUGGAGAAUUUUCUAGUUCUUUUUGAAGUCACUGAAGAGAUUCGAUCCACGAUUCGGGGAUUAUUGAAAAGAGCGGCAACAAAUGAGAAGUAUACGAAUCGUUUGAAUCAUACUAUUAAUAAUUUGCGAGAGAUGGCGACGAGUAAUGAAAUUGUGAUGAAUAUUCUUGAGAAAUUAUCGCUAGCUUAA
Caenorhabditis bovis is the source of this 2769-nucleotide messenger RNA. The record is from the annotation of a GenBank genome assembly. NCBI's taxonomy places the organism in Eukaryota, Metazoa, Nematoda, Chromadorea, Rhabditida, Rhabditidae.